GGUGUGGGUGGUGGCUAGGUUUGCGAUCAAUAUUUUCAUAUUUCUUGGUGGAAAUGGACGCGUUCAAAAUUUAAAUAUGUUUUUGUAGGUAGAGACAGGUUCGCAAUUCAUGUUAUCAUAGAGCCAUAUCUAGGACGAAAUAAAGGUGUAAGCAGUCUAGAGGAUAUGAUAAUAACUAAAAACGAAAUUGAAAUUGACAAUCUUGUCAUUGCAAAAGUCGAAGGUUCAUACAGAAAAAAAUAUUUAGACCUCGAUAAACAGACUCCAAAAUACGUUGAAAAUGAAUGUUUUGGUUGCCCCAAAGACGAGGUCUGGUGUUUGUUACCGAACAUUUCAAUGUGCUUUUCAAAAAAUCCGUGCAUAGAUAAUUAUUACGAUCAUCUUAAAAUUUCGAGUGAUACGCAAAUUGUCCGAUUCAAUUUGUUGAUGACAAGCGAUGAAAAAUUUACUGCUAUAGGUGAUGACCAGAAGAGUGCUCUAAAAAUGCAAAUAUCUGAACAAUUAAAUUGUUCCGUCCAACUUUUAACUGAAGUCGAUAUUGUACAAUCAGAAGAAGAGGGCUACAUAGAACUUGGUUUUGUUGUUAUGUCUUUAAACGACAAUAGGGAGCUGAAAAGGGCCGUGAUAAACGUCCAUAAAGCCAGUGACAAAGGAAUGUUGUCUGUUAUCACACCGUCAGCUGUUUACUAUGCUGUUCCGGAGACUGUCCUGUUUCGUCAGUACAUAUCCGGCUAUCCUAAACCGAGUCAGGAAAGACUUAAAUCCCCUGACCUAGGAAAUAUCAUAACUGGAAUAAGUUUUAUUGUGUUGAUCAUCUUCACUGUAUUGAUAGCCUCUAUAGCCAGGAAAACACAACCCUUGCGUCCGUAUGCAAUAAUGAAAGGUUCGUAUAAUACUCAUAUUGUAGUUUGUAACGUCGAUAUUGCUUGA
This is a messenger RNA of Ruditapes philippinarum (Manila clam), 930 nucleotides long. RefSeq lists its product as uncharacterized. The transcript is spliced from 5 exons. The record is from RefSeq and is a predicted model, not a curated record. Lineage: Eukaryota; Metazoa; Mollusca; Bivalvia; Venerida; Veneridae. Bases 166 to 930 code for a protein of 254 amino acids.